Messenger RNA from Solanum tuberosum (potato), 779 nucleotides. RefSeq lists its product as uncharacterized. Bases 122 to 580 code for a protein of 152 amino acids. The record is from RefSeq and is a predicted model, not a curated record. NCBI's taxonomy places the organism in Eukaryota, Viridiplantae, Streptophyta, Magnoliopsida, Solanales, Solanaceae. The transcript is spliced from 2 exons.
UAUUUGGGUGUUAAUACUUUCUUCUUUACAAAUUAAUAUUUUCAAACAUUUGUGGUGGUAAUUAGAGACUAAUUAGUAGAGUAAUUGUUGUGUUCUACAUCAGAUUUUGAGAAUUCCAUACAUGGAAAUAGGAAAAGAAAAUGAAGGAGAAAUAGAGAAAUUAGCAAGCAACUCAUUGGUGUCAUCCCGCGUUGUACUUCGCGAGGACAUCGACAAUCUUCUAGAUUUCAUAGAGAGGUUAACUAGUGGGCGUGUUCGAACUUCUCUUGACAUUGAAGCUGACGUUUGUGUCCGCAUUUUGUGGUCUUUAUUACUCUUUAUUUUGGAAAGUUGUAAUGACGAAAUGUCUUGCAUAUCCAAUGAGAUUCAUGAUUUCGUUCAGUCACUGUUUCAUCCAAGUGGAGUAGACAUGCUGGUUGAUAGAAUGUUUUUUCACCUCUUGGAGAAUUUCAAAAGUUAUAUUAGCUCACAUAGCUAUGUUGAACCAAGCCGUGUAACAACCAUGACCGAGGAUCGUUUCGUUGAACUUUUUAGAUGCCAUCCACAUGUAUCUCCAAAGUCUAUUCAAGUGUUGUUCUGAAUCUAUUUUCCCAUCAAUUACUCAAUGUGAGCUUCUUCAGAAUGUAUUUGGCAAUUUAAGAGAUUUCUAUAGGUUGAAAGUAAAUGGUUGCAUUGAGUAUGAAAUAAUCGAAUAUGUCUUACCUCAUCUUCAACUUAUGGCUCUGAGAGUAGUAAACUUCUGCUGUUCGACUAUUGUGGAUGAAUCAGCUCAUAAUCAC